Emiliania huxleyi CCMP1516 is the source of this 1711-nucleotide messenger RNA. RefSeq lists its product as hypothetical. The transcript has 14 exons. The coding region runs from base 1 to 1500 and encodes 499 amino acids. Gene Ontology annotation, molecular function: dTDP-4-dehydrorhamnose 3,5-epimerase activity. The record is from RefSeq and is a predicted model, not a curated record. NCBI's taxonomy places the organism in Eukaryota, Haptophyta, Isochrysidales, Noelaerhabdaceae.
AUGCCGCCCCAGACUAAGGCCCUGCCGAUCGACGGGGCGAGCGUCACUACUUUUGACCGCUUCGGCGACCACCGCGGCUACUUCAACGAGCUGUACAACGAGGAGAAGUAUGACGGCCUCUCUGCGCCGGGAGAGCGGUGGAAGCAGGUGUCCUUCUCAUCGUCGCAGAAGCACGCGCUGCGAGGGCUGCACUGCUCGCCGCACGGCAAGUUCAUCACCUGCGUUCGCGGUUCCUUCUACGAUGUGAUCGCCGAUUUCCGCGACGGCUCGCCGACGUUUGGCCGGUGGUGUGGCGUGUUUGUGCCUGGCGGCUGCGGGCACGGCUUCUUCACCUUCGAGGACGACACGUGCGCUCUGUACCUGCAAGAGGGAUGCUUCAACCCCGCCAAGGAGGCGGAUACCCACCCCUUCGACCCGCUCGUCAACGUCCAGUGGCCGGUGCCCGAGGGGGUGGUGCCGGUGAUGUCUGCCAAGGACGAGGCGGCGCCCUUCCUGUCGGUACGACGGCCCAAGUUGUGCGGCUACGCGCCGCGUGGCCGCGUGCUGGUCAUCGGAGGCACGGGGCAGGUGGGCGGCGCGUUGAUCGAGGCCUUUGGCGCGCGCAACUGCGUGGGCACCUACGCGGCGACGCCCGCCGAGGGGAUGAUCCAUUUCGACCUCGCGCAGGCGGCGAUGCAGCCGCAGCUGGCGAUCGAUUUGGUGCAGACUGUCUACCCGGAGGUCGUCUGCAUCUGCGCCGGCUUCACGUGGGUCGACGGGUGCGAGCGCGAGCCGCAGAAGGCAAACGCGAUGAACAACCGCGGCCCUGCCGUGCUGGCCGCCGCCGCGGCCGCCGUCGGCGCAAAGGUCGUCUGGUACUCCACUGACUACGUCUUCUCGGGCGGCUCGUCCUUGCCCGGCAGCGGCGGCAGCAAGGCCAACGGCGUCGCGGCGGCGGACGCGGGCGGCCCGUACGGCGAGGAGGACCCACCGUCGCCGCUCAACGUCUACGGGUCCUCGAAGCUCGCCGGCGAAGCGGCGGUGCUCGCCGCUGACCCCUCCGCCCUCGUUCUGCGCACCAACGUCGUGUACGGGCCGGAGCACGUCGGCAAGAAUUUCGUGUACCAGCUGGCGCGCAAGCUGGGCAGCGGCGAGGCGAUGAACGUGCCUGUCGACCAGAUCGGGACGCCCACGUACAACCGUGAUUUGGCUGAUGCGACGAAGCGCCUCGUCGAGGCGGGUGCGAGCGGCUUGUUCAACGUGGGCGGCCCCGAGCCGCUCGGCCGCGUCGCAUUCGCCGAGAAGGUGAUCACGGCGCUCGGGGGGCGCCGCCCGCUCGACGCCGGGCUCAUCAAGCCCGUGGAGACGGUCAACGCCGGCCAGGCGGCGUGCCGGCCCCUCGCAUCGGGCCUCAAGCUCGACAAGCUGCGCGCGGCUAUCCCCGACUGGGCACCACGCUCCGUCGCCGAGGCAAUCGACGAUUGGCUGGCCAACCCGCACGGCAAGUCCCUCGGGGAAUGAAUGGAUUUCCCGGAAGUGUGCCGUGGUUGCCGCCGUCCCGAUCUGCCCCGACGCGAACCGCUGCAUGCGGAGGGUCGCGUGCAAUCUUAUUCUUAACGACGGAUGUGGUCCACUUCGUGCUCCCCUUGGCAUAGUUGUGUGCGCGUGAGGCGCCGUCGUUCUAGUAGGUGGAGGUUGGAAACUUGCCAAGAUUCUGAUGUUUUUGUCCGUA